Sphenostylis stenocarpa is the source of this 339-nucleotide messenger RNA. The record is from the annotation of a GenBank genome assembly. Lineage: Eukaryota; Viridiplantae; Streptophyta; Magnoliopsida; Fabales; Fabaceae.
AUGUGCUCUUUCUCUUCAAAACAGACCCUUUAUAGCCCUCUCUUUUUGGCACUUCCUCGUCCGUGGUCAUCUAAGAGACACCACAGGCACCUUCGGUUGGGCCUGCUCAACAGAAGGAGGGCACACUUGAAAGAAGCAAGACAUAGGAAAAGGAUGGUUGUGGUGAAAGCAGAAAUUCAGAUGAAAAACUUGAAAUUGUACAUGGAGAACCAAACAAUCAUAGAGCAGAAUGAGAAGUUGAGGAAGCAAGCCAUGCUUCUGCACAAAGAGAAUCAGGUCCUAUUGUUGCAGCUUCAAAAGAAGCUCUCAGAACAGAACAACAAUACCAAAAACAACUAG